UGCCACGUCAGACAGUGCCACGUAAGCAGUGCCACAUCAGCAGUGCCACGUCAGACACAGUGCCACAUCAGCAGUGCCACCUCACACACAGUGCCACGUCAGACAAAGUGCCACGUCAGCAACAUGACGGGCCUGCCAGGGCAACUGCCCAACGAGUCCCUUGCAGCCUACAAGCAGCGGUUCCAGGCUCAGAUCGAGGCUGAGGAACAACGCCAGCUGGCAGCCGAGGCUGCCCGCGUACAGGCUGAAGAGGCAGCAGCAGCAGAACAACUGCAGCUACAGGCCGAUGCAGACGCAGAUGCCCAGGCUCGCCGCAAGAAAGCCCAGGAUCUGCUGCAGCGGCAUGAAGCCAACAGCAUCGACAGACUCAAGUACUGGCAUUUUGAACCGAACGGCGACGAGGCAACACCGGAAGAGAAGCACAAGGAGUUCCUCUCCAAACUCGUGACGCGGUUGUUGUAUGCUUGCAACUACCAACGGUCAGAGUUGGAGAGACAAUACCAGGACCUGACGCAACAGCAUCAGGAGUUGGCACAGCUCCGCCGCAUAGUGCAGAGCCACGAGGAUGCAACUCGGGCACUCAAUGCCCGAUUGUUGGACCUGGAACAGGCUGUACCGGGACCAGCUGCUGGGGCUUCCAGCAGUGCACCCUCUAGCCGCCAACUGGAGUACCGCGUUGACCACGUAGUGGCAAUGCUCGGCGACAUCAACACUUUCGCUGCGCCGACCACCACCAUCAGCAGUCAGCUGCAAACAUUGAAGACCGAGGUCCAGCAGCUGCAGACGACGAACGCGGAUGGCAAUCUGAAAAUGUAUAAGAUGCCAACUUUCAAUCUGGAGAGGUUCGACGACUACACGCAGCAGGAUCCGGUCCUCUGGUGGGAAGCAUUCACAAUGCAACUCAGGAUUCUGCCGGUAGCCAAGCAUGCGUACAUCGGCGCCCUGUUCCUGAACUCAAAGGGCGGAUGCCAGACCUGGUUGAGCCACCUGGCAACCUCCCACGGCGUCGACGUACCAGACUUGAAGGACCAAAUCACAUGGGAGGAACUGACACGGCUGUGGAAGAAGCGGUUCAUCGUCGACGACGCGCCGACACUCGCCAUCAACCGUCUGUUCACCAUGUCACAGGGCAACACUGCAACACGGGACUGGCUCACGGAGUGGCAGAAGAUUGCGGCAGUGCCCAAUCUGGACCUGCCUUUCACUCAUCUCAGACGUGAGUUCUACAACAGAUCCUGCGCUGCAUUGAGCCAGACUCUUGGUGAUCGCGAGCAGUACUCCACUUUCGUCGAGAUUAUCGACAAGGUGAGAGAGAUCAUCAAGACCAACAGGUCAGCUGCACACGAGAAGUCACCAUGGCAGCCGGCCUAUGUGGAGAAGGUACGAACUGGUCCGCGACAGCAGCACUUCGCUGCAGUCCAGCAGGACAGUGGAGAUAAUCCAGCAGCCACUCCAGCAUCAAGUGACGGAGAUCAGGUGGCUGCUGUCCAGCCGCGAAGCAACAACAAGUCCCGCAACAAUGGGAAGGCGAAAUCCGCAUCGCAGGCCGGAUAUGGACAUCCAAGACAAUUUCCAUGGGUCAAGUUUGGCUUGACCGAGGCGGAGUACAAGGUCUGCGGCCGCUAUGGCAGCUGCUACUGGUACAAUAGCACCAAGCACAAGACCUCCCUGUGCCAAGAUCAGGGCAAGGAGGAUGUGCGACCCCGCCUCAGCUCGGGAAACUGAGCUCCGCGGAAG
Messenger RNA from Chara braunii, 1737 nucleotides. NCBI's taxonomy places the organism in Eukaryota, Viridiplantae, Streptophyta, Charophyceae, Charales, Characeae. The record is from the annotation of a GenBank genome assembly.